GAACGACACUUGGCGUACACAUGAUAAUGUUUGGAUCAGUUCGUUUCGAAUGUGCCAUGGAAGAAAUAUACCCAAAUAAGACUAUUUCUUCAGAAGAAAUGAACGUUAUUGGGAGAGAGUUAUCUAAGGACUAUGUUUUUACCUCUGACGAUUGUGAUUAUAAUCAUGGUUUUAUCUCUGAAAACAAUUAUAAUGAUCCAUCAUCUGAAAAUGAUCCUAAUGAUAUGAUCAUUAUG
Molecule: messenger RNA, 236 nt
Organism: Racocetra persica
Lineage: Eukaryota; Fungi; Glomeromycota; Glomeromycetes; Diversisporales; Gigasporaceae
Source: the annotation of a GenBank genome assembly